Molecule: messenger RNA, 3004 nt
Organism: Gossypium raimondii (Peruvian cotton)
Lineage: Eukaryota; Viridiplantae; Streptophyta; Magnoliopsida; Malvales; Malvaceae
Product: probable serine/threonine-protein kinase WNK9
Exons: 7
Coding region: 308-2512 (734 amino acids)
Biological process (GO): protein phosphorylation; intracellular signal transduction
Cellular component (GO): cytoplasm
Molecular function (GO): protein serine/threonine kinase activity; ATP binding
Source: RefSeq, a predicted model, not a curated record
GGGGGUUGGGUUUUUGUCUUUGGGUGCAAAGCAGGCAGCAGACACACAACCUUGUGAAAAUCCUUGCCUCGUUUUCCUUUCCGUAGUUAUUAGUUGGCAAUUAAACCUUUUAAACACUUCUCCUUUUGAAUAUAUCCCCCCCUUCCUCUCUAUCUCUUUGCUUUUCUCCACAAUCCCAUUAAAGAAAACAACAGAUUUCAUUAGUUUUCUUUGCCCUUUUUCAUUUCCUUCACUGAUUCUUCUUCUUCUUCUUCUUCUUACCCAUUUUUUUUUAGAAAAAACCAUUGUUGAGUUCUUAAAACUAGGAAUGAAUGGUGAAACAAGCUUUGAACUUGAUUGUUCUGAUUCUGACUUUGUUGAAGUUGAUCCUACUGGUAGAUAUGGAAGGUAUAAUGAAAUUCUUGGCAAAGGGUCUUCAAAGACAGUCUACAAGGCUUUUGAUGAAUAUGAAGGAAUUGAAGUAGCAUGGAACCAAGUGAAACUUCAUGAUUUAUUACAAAGUUCAGAUGAUUUAGAGAGAUUGUACUGUGAAAUCCAUCUCCUUAAAACCUUAAAACAUGAAAACAUAAUGAAAUUCUACACUUCUUGGGUUGAUACUUCCAACAGGAACAUCAACUUUGUUACUGAGAUGUUCACUUCUGGUACUCUCAGACAGUACAGGUUGAAACAUAGGAAGGUAAACAUUAGAGCUGUGAAGCAUUGGUGUAGACAGAUUUUAAGAGGGCUUUUGUAUUUACAUAGCCGUGACCCUCCUGUUAUUCAUAGAGACCUUAAGUGUGACAACAUUUUCAUUAAUGGCAACCAAGGGGAAGUCAAAAUCGGUGAUCUAGGCUUGGCUGCGAUCCUCCGUAAAUCCCACGCCGCUCGUUGUGUCGGAACGCCGGAGUUUAUGGCUCCCGAGGUGUAUGAAGAGGAAUAUAAUGAACUAGUUGAUAUAUAUUCAUUUGGGAUGUGCAUAUUGGAGAUGGUUACUUUUGAAUAUCCAUAUAGUGAAUGUACUCAUCCUGCUCAGAUCUAUAAGAAAGUUGUUUUGGGAAAAAAGCCAGAGGCUUUAUACAAGGUAAAGGAUCCCGAGGUUAGAGAAUUUAUCGAGAAAUGUUUAGCUACCGUAUCUCAUAGGCUUACUGCCAUGGAGCUUCUAAGAGACCCUUUUCUUCAAAUCGAUGAUUAUGGGUCGGAUUUGAGACUAAUUGAGUACCAAAGAGACAGCUAUGACGCUGGACCUCUCAUGAGACAACCUCUUUACGAUGUUCAUGUUAGUAACAACAGUUCCUUGGUCAAUGGAUACAGCAAUUAUCUCGGUUAUGGACAUGAGAGCAAUAUCGGCUAUAACUCGCUUGAAUACGAAACAAGUGAAUUAGAUCUCGAAGAUGGUCAUUUGGGAGAUGUUGACCUUAUAAUCAAGGGCAAAAGGAGAGAUGAUGAUGGCAUAUUUUUGAGGCUUAGAAUUGCAGAUAAAGAAGGUCGAAUCCGGAAUAUCUACUUUCCGUUUGACAUCGAGUCAGAUACUGCGUUGAGUGUUGCAACUGAAAUGGUUUCUGAGCUUGAUAUCACGGACCAAGAUGUCACUAAAAUAGCAGAUAUGAUUGAUGGGGAAAUCGCAUCUUUGGUGCCACAGUGGAAGAGGGGCUUGGGCAUAGAUGAAAACUCGAUAUGCACGGGUUCUAGUUUUUGUCAAAAUUGUGCUUUGAAUGGCCACCUUUCAGAUUUCUUAUCAUCGAGUAGUGCAGGUGCCAAGAACCUGCAAGUUCUCGAGUGCUCGAAACACGGUUGCACCACUGUCCAUGGCCGGUUUGAAGAGAUCACGUACCAAGUUGGAGAGCCUGAACAAUGUGUUUCUGAAGGUGUAGAGGCUUCCUUGAGCCAACCAGACGGUAUCCAUUAUGCCGACAUUUGGGGUCAACGGGAAGGGUCAGAACUAAUUCCGCCAGGACCAAAGGACAUUUGCUGCAACGAAGUGAACGAAAUGUCCGACCUGUCGGUUUCCGAAAAAGAGGAGAAAAUUAUAAACAUAGACUGUCAAAGUGAAUCCAAUGCUCGGAACUCUUUUUCAGCCUACGGUUCAAUGGAUUCGGGUUUAUUUGAUGAUUACGAGAAUGAAAUUAGGCAAGAACUAAGAUGGCUCAAAGCCAAGUACCAAAUGCAGUUGAGAGAACUUAGAGACCAACAAUUAGGAGUUAAACCGAAAUAUCCCAGCUUGCCCCAAAGUUUCAACGACUUGUUGAAUGACAACGAUAACAAAACCGCUUCCCUAUCUUCGAUCUUGACAUCCCCUAACAGAGAAAGCCUAAAACCGUUACCUUCCGGAAAGCAUCGUACUCCAUAUUUCCCUCCUACCGCCGGGAAAAGAUGUGCCACUUCUGCAAGCCAAAGCAUCCAAAACACCGAAACACUCAGCUCAUCGUAUGAUCUGGAUACAGUAUCCACUGCCAAGAGUUUCUACACCGGCACAUUGCUUCCGCACCCGCUUCACCGCGCAUCAUCACUUCCGGUCGAUGCCGUGGAUGUGUAGAGGCUGCCAAGUUUUUUAAUUAUUGUAAAGUACCUACCUACCCCCCCGCCCUCCCCCCCCCCCCUUACAUUAAAAGUAUUUAAAAGGUUCCACAUGGUUUUCAUCUAAUCCCCACAUUGAUUCAUUGUCCUUAAGAGCAUUUGACUUCGAGGAGGACUUUUUUUGCAGCAGCUCCCAUGGCAUGCCAAUGUACAUUUUAUCAUCAUCAUCAUCAUCAUCAUAAUAAUAAUAAUGUUGAUGAUGGCUGCUAGGGUUCAGUAGUCUCUACAUUCCAUCCACACAACUUAUUCAACUCCCCCAUCCUAUCCAAAUAGAUUUAAUUUCCAAAAUUUAAUAGCUCAUAAAGACCUGCAACCACAUGUAUGAAAGUUCAAUUUACCAUAUUAUUCCCACAACCGGACAAAUGUGGUCCAUAGGGGUGCCCAAAUCCAUUUAAUCAAUGGUUUUCGGUUUAUUUGAUUCGGUUAAAUAAAUUAGUUAUAGUUCGAUUUA